Messenger RNA from Cantharellus anzutake, 2799 nucleotides. RefSeq lists its product as uncharacterized. Lineage: Eukaryota; Fungi; Basidiomycota; Agaricomycetes; Cantharellales; Hydnaceae. Gene Ontology annotation, biological process: ubiquitin-dependent protein catabolic process. The transcript has 12 exons. Gene Ontology annotation, molecular function: ubiquitin protein ligase activity; protein binding. Bases 1 to 2799 code for a protein of 932 amino acids. The record is from RefSeq and is a predicted model, not a curated record.
AUGAGGCUCGGGUUAUCCCUCGUCUGGUUGGAAAUCGGCUACUUCCGUAUUUCGGACCUUGAGACAAUGGACCCUUGUCGGAAGCACAAUCAGACCAAAAAUGGUCUGAUUGGUGGUCUGAUCGUGUCAAUGCCAACACUGCAGUUCUCUCGAGAUGCUUUGGCCGAGCAAGGAAAGGCGGCCCAAGUGCCCCGAUUCCAACCAGUGCUUGAGCUAACGUACCAUCGGAAGCGGCCGGUAAAGGAGGGUGAUUUCAUGGCUGCUGUUUCUGACGUUAAUGCAACGAAGAAACUGCACAUCACAGGCAAGUACAAGCACGGAAUGGAUUAUGGUGUCGCAGCGAAUGGGUUAUCGAAGCGCGAUGCCCUCGAGUUCCCAGACCCAUUCGCUGUCAUAACUGUAGACGCACAACAGACUGCCACUACCAGUACAAUCAAAAGGACUCUCGAUCCGUACUGGAACGAAGGUUUCGAUGAAUCAUCUGUCAUCGCAAUUCAAGUACUUGAUCAGGGAAAAAUCGAAGAGCCGGAUCAGGGGUUCCUUGGAGCUGUCAAUAUUUGUGUCCGGGAUCACAUCGAUAUCCACAGUGAAGGGCGAGAAAUGCUCACCUUGAACCUCGAGGGGUCAAACGAUAACUUCGUAGUACAUGGAAAGCUCACGGUCUGUUUAUCCACGGAUACGAACAUGCCUAAUCCAAAUCUUGGUGUGUCCCAAGCGGUGGCUGCGUUGGAAGGUCUUGACCUGUCUGCCUCCACAAGCACCAUUGGGGAUACCCGUUCCAUCGGUGAUACUUCUGAUAUUCUGUCCCCCGCUUCUGCAUCGGUAUCGAGCCCUCCAGCAGCCUCAACUCUCGAGCACUCCGAUUCCCUUCGUAGUAGUCACCCUGCUAACGCCACCUCCCCAGCGAUUACUAACCUGAACAGUAUCUCAUCACCAGCUACAAACGCGGCGACGGACGCAGCUGCCACUUCCGCAAAUGCUCAAGCAGUGAAUGACACGCGGAAGUUCAAUCCCUACGAGGAUCAACAUGGCCCGUUGCCCCCUGGAUGGGGACGCUGGAUUGAUCAUCUUGGUCGCACUUACUACGUCGAUCACAAUACCCAAACUACGACAUGGGACAGACCUUCUAACAACCAGACGGCGAACACUCAAGCGCAGCAGGAUACUGAUACUGCCAAUCGUCGCAUUCCGGCGGAUGACCUUUUGGGGACUGCAAGCAGUUCACGUUCAGGAGGUGCCACUCCUGCCACUGGUGGUGCCACCGCUGUUGUAGGUGCAAAUGGUCCGCAGACAACCACUGGAAGUGGGCCUCUGCCCGCUGGAUGGGAAGAAAGGCAUUCACUUGAAGGUCGCCCUUACUAUGUUGACCACAACACCAGAACGACUACUUGGGUGGAUCCCCGUCGUCAGGCACUUGUCCGAACGCUUGGACCUGAUGGGAAUGAGGUCACGGUGCAACGUCAGCCUAUCUCCCAGCUUGGUCCCUUGCCCUCUGGGUGGGAGAUGCGCCUCACGUCUACUGCUCGUGUUUACUUCGUUGAUCAUAACACAAAGACUACGACCUGGGAUGAUCCUCGUCUGCCAUCAUCGCUCGACCAGAGCGUACCGCAAUCCAAGCGUGACUUCUAUCGCAAGCUCAUCUAUUUCCGUUCUCAACGUGAAAUGAGAAGCCAACCGGGUAACUGCCAAAUUAAGGUUCGACGAAACCACAUUUUCAAGGACAGUUACGCGGAUAUCAUGCGUCAGCCUCCAAGUGAUCUGAAGCAGCGUGUGAUGAUCGUGUUCGAUGGCGAAGAUGGUCUUGGUCUUUCUCGGUCAGUGGAGACUAUUUGUCUAUUGUUGAGUUUGUCCCCUUAUCCUUCCAAGUUGUGUAGUGAAUCCUUCAUGUUGCUUUCUCACGAGAUAUUCCGACCAUCCCACUCUCUGUUCGAGUACUCGGCAGCGGACAGCAAUACUCUUCAGAUCAACCCUUCCUCUGCCAUGAACCCCGAACAUUUGGACCAUUUCAAGUUUAUUGGAAGGGUCAUAGGUCUCGCCAUCUUCCAUCGCCAAUUCCUAGACGCCAACUUCACCACUGGAUUCUACAAAAUGAUUCUCAAGAGGAAGACUACCCUCAGUGACUUGGAAAGCGUUGAUGCCGAACUCCAACGUCAUAUGACUUGGAUUUUGGAGAAUAACAUUACGAAUAUUGUCAAUGAGACGUUCACCAUGACGGAAGACCGUUCCGGCGAGAUUGUGACGAUCGAUCUCAAGCCUAAUGGUGCCGACAUCCCCGUGACGGAGGAAAAUAAGAAGGAAUACGUGGAGGCGGUGAUCGAGCACCGUAUUGUUCGUCGUGUGAAAGAACAGUUCGACGCUCUCAUGUCUGGUUUUAGCGAAAUAAUCCCUCAAGAACUCAUCAGUGUGUUCAACGAGCGGGAACUUGAGCUUCUCAUUGGAGGCAUAUCCGAGAUCGAUGUUGAUAAUUGGGAAGAGCACACACUUUAUCGUGGCUACGAGAGGAACGAUGAAGUCAUUCGGUGGUUCUGGCAAAUCAUUCGAAGCUGGCCGACUGAGCGGAGGUCUCGCUUGCUCCAGUUUGCUACUGGAAUGUCACGUAUCCCCUUCGGUGGGUUCAAGGCUCUCCGAAGUCCAAGCGGUCCUCAACGGUUCACGAUCGGAGGAACUGGAGGCCCUAGUAAAUCAUUGCCGACGAGUUAUCCCCCUUUCCAUCGCAUUGAUUUUCCCCCUUACGAAGAUUACGAUACCUUGGAGCGCCAGCUGCUUGUUGCCAUAGGGGGAGCCUCAACACGGAAGUGA